Molecule: messenger RNA, 1100 nt
Organism: Schistocerca cancellata (South American locust)
Lineage: Eukaryota; Metazoa; Arthropoda; Insecta; Orthoptera; Acrididae
Gene: PolE4
Product: DNA polymerase epsilon subunit 4
Exons: 3
Coding region: 181-669 (162 amino acids)
Cellular component (GO): nucleus; epsilon DNA polymerase complex
Molecular function (GO): protein heterodimerization activity
Source: RefSeq, a predicted model, not a curated record
ACCAACAUUUUCUGUCAGUACUAACUACCUCGCAGUUCAGAUGUUUUGGAGUUCUGGGGUUUGCGUCGUGUUUGGCGGGACUUACAGACAGUAAUGUAUCGUAAGCUCGCUUAGUAGCGGGGCGUGUAGUAGGCUUUGUGGGUAGUAUAAUUUGAGCAAAAGUAUAUAAUCGUGUGAGACAUGGAUACCAUCGAAGUACCUUUGUCUGUCAAUGGUGUUGAUGUUAUAAACGUGAUAUCCUUAGAACCUAAUGAUACCCAGAAUGACACUAACACAGAGGAAGUUGGUGAGGAAAUGAAUGGAAAGGAAAAGACAUUACCCGUACAAGAGAAUUUGGAGGAAGCUGAUGAUGACUUGCCCACAGAUGAGCAGCCGUACGGCAAUGCAAAUAAUAACCAGGCAGAUAAAGCAGAGAAACUGGUCCGUUUGCCUAUUGGGAGAAUUAAACACUUGAUGAAAAUGGAUCCUGAUGUUUCUCUUGCCACACAAGAAGCAGUUUUCCUAAUAGCAAAAGGAACUGAGCUGUUUAUUGAGUCAUUGGCAAAGGAAGCUUACAAUUUCACAAUAAAGGGGAAGAGGAAGACCGUGCAGAGAAAAGACAUUGAUGCCGUGAUUGAAGCUGUAGACCCUCUUGUAUUCUUGGAGGGUGUACUUGAUGACUUGUGUUGAAUGUUCCAAAUUAAUUUCAAUUAGCAAAUGUGCUUAUAAAAAUGCAUGAGCUAUUUCAAAGUAUGUUAUUUUUUAAACAGUUGUAGGGGUGCUACUGUGAAGUUACUUGCCUCCAUUAACUUUAAAUGCCUGUAGCAUGCUACUAAGUUUGUUUUGUCACCACCUGUGGAAGAUUAUAAUAUUUCAAAUGAUAUUCAUAUGCAAGGUGAAGUUUGAUACUUGAAAUGUGCAUGGAGAUUAUGAUAUGUUAUACUGUUGUCUAUGUAAAAUCCUUGCGAUCGUGCUUUUGCUUGUAAUAUCGAAUGUCAUGUUUUAGCACAAGCUAAUGGUUUUGUCAGACAUGUAUUCAUAGUUUAGAUACAGUUAUUUAUGAUCCUUCCAAGACAUAGUAUUCUGUUAAAGAGUGCAAUAAAAACCAACUUCCUACCUGA